GCUAGAUUGCGAAUAGCGGAUUUGUCAUUGGCGUUGCGCUUGCGUGUAUUGCCAAUACUGCUGUAUUGACUUCAUGGCUCAGCCUCAGGACAACAAAAUGGCGGAAAAAUCAUCCGAAGAAUGCAGGAUACCGGAGGAAAUCAAGAAGUCUGUGCGAGCUGUCCUCUUGUCCAAGAUUGGAGGGGUGCCACUGGAAAGCUUUUCUUCUGACUUCAAGAAACUUGCAGGCUACCCACUUCGUUUCAAUAAGCUUGGUUUCCCAACCCUCAGACAAUUUCUAGAAGCCAUGCCAGAUCAUGUUAGGUUUAAUUACAGUGAUGAGGCAUCAAAGUGGAUGUUGUAUGGGAUAGGGGAUCCUAAUUCCUACAUGAGCUCUGCAGCAAAGAAAGCACAGUUCUCAAAGCCUGGUGAUGGGACAAAGGAAACCAGAAAGAGGAACAGAAGAAAAUCCCCAAAGUCAAACAAAGACAAAGGAGAGAAUCGCCUUGCCAAAGAACAAAAUCUAUCACAAAAUUCAAACACCGAUCAGAAAGCUGAAGGACUCAGAGUAUCACGCAGUCAUAGAGGAUUAUUCUCAGUAUGUGUAUUCUAUAGCGGAAAGCUGGGUGACAACAAACACAUAGUAAUGCAGGAAGUUGUUGAGUUAUUUGCUACCCAAGGAGAUGUGAUAGAAAAGUCCGCUGUAAAAAACUUGAUGUUCUUCAGGUUUCUGAAGGAAGAGGAGGCUAUCUCGGUCAUCAAAUUAUACAAUGGACGUUGUCUCUCUGAUGGGAACCCAAUCAGAGUCCAACCGGCUACAGAAAAAAUGGCUUCUCGGAACAAAUCUGAACGUCCUCAUGGGAAGCCUUCCCAGUAUGAACAAGGAGGGGAGCAGCAGCAACAUUUGCAGCACCUCAUGCAGCAACACAAUCAACAACAUGAGCAAAUACUAGCACAACAUCAGAUGCUGCAACAUUAUAAUUGUGAGCCGUGGUCUCCAGAUACAUACCAGUACCUGCAACCGCAUAUAGGUAUGCAAGAAGCAUACAUAGGAAUGCAUGGAGAGCCGUUCUCGGAGGGGUAUUCUGACUACAAUGGUUUUGAAGACAGUGUUGGAGUAAGUGCAAGUGCUGUAGUGGAGAUUUGUGUGCUUAAUCUCACCCAAGCAGUCACAAAAGAGGAUCUUUUGUCUGUUUUCUGGAGUUUCAACCCACUGAUGGUGAGACUACGUACUAAACAAGGUGAUGGGAACAGAAGAAGUUGCUUUGCCUUUGUUGCAUUUGGUUGUCUUGUUGAUGCUCACAAUGCUCAAGCCAACAUGCAAGGUACCUUUAUCAAAGGCUGUCAUCUUAAGAUAGAAAUUGCCAAAACCAAACAGCAUCAUCCGCAAGAAGAACAGGUCCCAUUGCAGCAAGACAAAAAUCUUGACAACCGGAAGCCAAGAACAGAGCGAAGUCAAUCAAGAGGUCAAUCAAGAGACCACCGACACAGUAGCAGAUCUGAAGAUGAAUCUAAUGACAGCAUUUCAGCUGAAAUGGUAGUGAGUGACAGUUCUGACAGCCCGUCGUACAUGGACAACAAGAUACCAGUCAUUGAUGAUUCGCCUUACUCUGCCAAAGCAUCUCGUUUAGACGAUACCUCAAGUUCUGGAGGCAGUGAAGGUUCUCCUGUUCCUAGUCAACCAGACGGAGGCAUGAUGAUUGGUCAAGGGAGAGGAUCGUUACACGGUCAUGUAUCGCCUUCUCUAGGGAGGGGUCUCGCUAUGCUUAGUAUAGGGACGGAGAAGAAGAAACCCAGACCAAGUCUGGCUGAUUUGGUAGGCAAACUCCAUGAACUGUGAUGCCUCACAGUGCAGCUGACGGUUGUGGGUUUACUGGUAUCAUGGAGUGUGCUUUCACGAUGAAACCCCCUCGCGGUUUAGAAUGGGAAAACAAUCAAGAAUGCACUUGAUUGGUUUGCCCUUACCUGAAAAUCCUGCAUAGUAUUGUCAUGACAUAAGUAGGAAGAAGAGGAGAUGUACUGGUAUGCUCAUAGGGGCAACACAGGGCCAAUAUCCUUACAAUUAUAUAGUUUCAGGCUCUUGUGAGAAGGCCUGUACCAGCAUAUAGGAAUGGCAGACUCCGAGACAAUAUGAAGUGUGGGUAUUCCCCCUACUGACGUCCUUGACCAGUGUGUACAGCCAUGCUGUAUGUAAGUCUAUUUCUCUUGCAUACAUUGGAAUAGUGUACCAUUAAAAGAUGUUCUAGAUGUCACCCCAUUGGCUGAAAAUUAUCAAGCAGUCCUAAACCUUGCAUUCAGAUCGCAACAAUUGAUUCUUAUGUCGUUGAUAUGCCAAGGUGGGGGUGUAUAUCAUUCUACCAAUCUAAACCAUGAUGUUAUUG
Molecule: messenger RNA, 2360 nt
Organism: Strongylocentrotus purpuratus (purple sea urchin)
Lineage: Eukaryota; Metazoa; Echinodermata; Echinoidea; Camarodonta; Strongylocentrotidae
Exons: 11
Coding region: 74-1819 (581 amino acids)
Molecular function (GO): RNA binding
Source: RefSeq, a predicted model, not a curated record